Gastrolobium bilobum is the source of this 2488-nucleotide messenger RNA. RefSeq names its product DEAD-box ATP-dependent RNA helicase 53, mitochondrial-like. Bases 40 to 1938 code for a protein of 632 amino acids. NCBI's taxonomy places the organism in Eukaryota, Viridiplantae, Streptophyta, Magnoliopsida, Fabales, Fabaceae. The transcript has 7 exons. Gene Ontology annotation, molecular function: RNA helicase activity; nucleic acid binding; ATP binding. The record is from RefSeq and is a predicted model, not a curated record.
AACCCCAUUUCUUCGUCAUCAAGUGCCAUUCCACACAAGAUGACGAGUGCUAUCCUCAGAAGAUCUUCUUCCAUAUUCUCGCGGCGCUUUUUCGCCGCCGUCACCUCCGUCGAGCCUCUUCCGUACCUCCACAACCAACGCCUUACUUCCUCCGCUGCCGUCCCCUUCAGGAGCGGCGGAGCCAGGUCCUUUCACGCAAAAUCUGGACCGUUGAAUUUCCACUCGUCUUUGGUUUCACAUGCUGCACAGUAUGCAGUGGAUCGCGAUUACUCCAACGACGAUGAAGGUUCCAGUGAGAAGUGUGACGAAGGCCUCGAGAUAGCGAAGCUUGGGAUCUCUCAGGAGAUCGUGGAUGCUCUGGCCAAGAAAGGGAUAUCGAAGCUCUUCCCCAUUCAGAGAGCUGUGCUGGAACCUGCGAUGCAAGGGCGUGAUAUGAUUGGUCGAGCUAGAACAGGAACUGGGAAAACUCUUGCUUUUGGGAUACCCAUCUUGGAUAAGAUCAUUCAGUUCAAUGCUAAGCAUGGGCGAGGAAGGGAUCCUUCGGCUUUGGUUUUGGCACCAACCAGAGAACUUGCGCGGCAGGUUGAAAAGGAAUUCAAUGAGGCUGCACCAAACUUGGACUCAAUUUGUCUUUAUGGGGGUAUGCCCAUCAGUCAACAAAUGAGGCAGCUAGAUUAUGGCGUAGAUAUUGCAGUUGGCACACCUGGUCGAAUUAUUGAUCUUCUCAACAGGGGUUCACUGAAUUUGAAGGAUGUUCAGUUUGUUGUUCUCGAUGAAGCUGAUCAGAUGCUUCAAGUAGGAUUUCAAGAAGAUGUGGAGAAGAUCUUGCAGAGGUUGCCUUCAAAACGUCAGACACUUAUGUUCUCAGCUACGAUGCCAUCUUGGAUAAAGGAUAUUACCCGCAAUUACCUUAAGAACCCCCUGACCAUUGAUCUUGUUGGAGAUUCUGAUCAGAAGUUGGCAGAUGGAAUAUCGCUGUGCUGUAUUGCGUCUGAUAUGUAUGCUAAAGCAGGAAUUCUUGCACCUCUAAUAACCGAACAUGCAAAAGGAGGAAAAUGUAUUGUUUUCACUCAAACCAAACGUGAUGCUGAUCGAUUAUCAUAUAUGAUGGCAAAAAGCCUUAAAUGUGAGGCCUUGCAUGGAGAUAUUUCACAAGCUCAGAGGGAAAGAACUCUUACUGGCUUCAGAAACAACAAUUUUAAUGUUUUAGUGGCAACUGAUGUUGCUUCACGUGGGCUUGAUAUUCCAAAUGUUGAUCUUGUAAUACAUUAUGAACUUCCCAAUUCGUCCGAGAUAUUUGUUCAUCGAUCUGGACGAACGGGCCGUGCUGGGAAGAAAGGGACUGCUAUUCUUGUUUACACUGAAGAUCAAGGCAGGGCUUUAAAGACUAUUGAGCGUGAUGUUGGAUGCAGAUUUAAGGAGCUACCAAAGAUUGAUGUUAAAAUUGGAUCAGAAGACAUGUUUGGCGGCAUGAGUGGUGGUCGAUUUGGCCCUUCAGGGGGUAUGAGGAAUCGUCAAUCUAGUGGUACAGGUUUUGGUCGUGGUUCUGGAUCUGGCCGUUCUGGGAGUUACAGUAACUCUGGAUUUGGCCGAUCCGGCUAUGGAAAUUCUGGAGGAUCAAAUUCUAGUCGUUCUGGAGGUUCAAGUCAGUCAGGAGGGGGUUUUGGGGGAUUUUCUGGUAAUUCUUCCGGUGAAAUGGGUAGGUAUGGUGGACCAAGCUCUGGUCGUUCUGGUUCCUUUGGUGGCUUUGGUUCACGUCAACCAGGAACUACAUCUGGUGGAGAUUCUCGCUCAGGUGGUUUAGGGGGAUUUGGUAGUUCAGAUCGUUCUGGUGGUUUUGGAGAUUUUGGCUCUGGUCAAUUUGGUGACAGAAAAUCAAGCCAAAGCAGCAGCUUUGGUGAUUUUCGUGGUAGUGGUUUUGGGGAUAAACCCAAAUAACAACUGUUGCAAGGAAAGCCAUUUUAACUUCAACUUGGUAAGUGCACACCAUCUUCAUUUCUAGAUGGUUCAAUUUUGGCUUCUUGCACCGCUUUGUUAAACGUCUUUAUCUAAAACUCCGUACAUGUUGCCUAAUCCCCUUAUCACUUGAGAUGGAGAAGGUUAUGGUAUGAGAAUAAUACAUUAUGCGGGGCAUUAAAAUUUUCAUUCUUAGGAGGGUCAUUCAGCACAGCCCUAAUGUUAUUUACUCCAUCCAUAGAAAAUGGAAGGGGGAUGGCUGUAAUCUCUGCAUAUUCCAGCUUCUGUCGUGCAUUUGUCUGGCUCAUUAUUUUCCUUCGUUCUCUUUUAAGCAGUUUGGUAGAUCAUGAUUCAGAACAUAAAUCAGUAUAUGUAUAUGCCUUGGUAAUUUUCAAAAUGCAGCUUUAUAUAAGCAGUGGUGAUCCAAUUUGUUCAAUACUUGUUCCUCCAAACACUUAAUGGGCGGGCAAUGAUACAAGUCUUUAGAAAUGGAUUGGUUGCUCUUCUGUUUAUAUUAUAAUUGUUACAUUUU